CUCCCCCCCCCACCCCCAGCCAGCCUGGCGCUGGCCCGGCACGAGUCUCAGACUAUGAAUUACGUGGGGCAGCUUGCAGGACAAGUCCUGGUUACUGUGAAGGAGCUAUACAAAGGCAUUAAUCAGGCCACUCUUUCAGGAUGUAUUGAUGUCAUUGUGGUUCGCCAGCAGGAUGGUACAUUCCAGUGUUCUCCUUUUCACGUCCGAUUUGGGAAACUUGGUGUCCUGCGUUCAAAGGAAAAAGUAAUUGAUAUAGAAAUUAAUGGAGAUGCUGUUGAUCUUCAUAUGAAGCUGGGUGACAAUGGAGAAGCUUUCUUUGUACAAGAAACUGAAGAAGAAAAUGAAAAAGUUCCUGCCUAUCUGGCAACCUCCCCAAUAACCACUGAAGAUCAGUUCUUUAAAGAGACUGGUGAUCAUUUGAAAUCUGGUGAAAAUGAAAGGACAUGUCAGCUAUCUGAAGUUCCACACACAAUAGAAAUGGAGACUGUGUUCACCCCAGGGUCUGUGAAGAAGAAAAAGCGCAGAAGAAAGAAAUACAAACAAGACAGUAAGAAAGAAGAUCAAAUAUCAUCUGCUGGGACUGAGGAGAUCUUUGAAAUGGAAAUAAGCUCAGAUGAUGAGAAAGGUAUUCAGCCUCUAAGAGGAUCUUCAAAUUCUUCACCGAAGAAUGAAGAGCAGAAGGAGUCUUUGAUUUAUCACUCCAAGGAUCUUUACCCUCUGUCUGAUGGUGAAUGGGCCCCUUUGGAGAACACUUUCUCUGAGCCAGUCUGCCCUAAAAGUGAUUCAGAACUAGAAGUGAAACCUGCCGAGAGCUUGCUUAGAUCUGAAUCUCACAUGGAGUGGACGUGGGGAGGAUUUCCAGAAUCUACCAAGAUAUGCAAAAAAGAAAAAUUGGAACAACCUAGAACAGCCACUAUUACCCCAUCGGAGAAGACGCAUUUUAGAGUCAUCCUCAGCUCUGAUGAAGUUGAAGAUGAAGAUUUGAUGAAAGAUCCUGUCUGUACUGUACUGAAACCUGAACCCAGAACUCAUCCUCUAUUGCAACAGAGAGAUAGUAAAGAUUUCCUUGCUUCAGCAAUCAUAGAACCUCAGGAUUCAUCUUCCUUAGAUGCUGAUCGUCCCCCCAACCCAUUAGUGGAUGUGUUAUCAGAAACAAAACCAACAGCAAAAAUUGAAUCUCCCUCCAAAAAGAAAGGCGUCCACAAGAGAAGCCAGCACCAGGGGCCUGAUGAUAUUUACUUGGAUGACUUGAAGGCUUUGGAACCUGAAGUUGCUGCACUCUAUUUUCCCAAAAGUGAUUCUGAUCCAGGUUCCAGGCAGUGGACAGAGUCAGAUACUUUCUCUGGUUCUCAGUCACCACAGUCAGUGGGAAGUGCUGCAGCUGAUAGUGGCACAGAGUGUAUGUCUGAUUCUGCUAUGGAUUUGCCUGAUGUUACCCUCUCACUUUGUGGAGGUCUAAAUGAAAAUGGAGAGAUCUCUAAAGAAAAAUUCAAGGAACAUAUUAUUACUUACCAUGAAUUUGCUGAAAACCCAGGACUUAUAGACAAUCCUAAUCUGGUAAUAAGGAUAUACAACAGGUAUUAUAACUGGCCAUUGGCUGCUCCAAUGAUCCUCAGUUUGCAGGUGUUCCAGAAAAGUUUGCCCAAGGCUACAAUAGAGUCUUGGGUCAAAGAAAAGAUGCCAAAGAAAUCUGGAAGGUGGUGGUUCUGGCGCAAGAGGGACAGCAUGGCUAAACAGCUCCCAGAGGCAAAGGAGGGAAAAUCUGAAGCUCAAAGAACAACUGACCUGCCAGCAACUACAAAAGAGCAAGUUAAUAGUAGGCCAACAGAAGAUGAUUCUUCUAGCGAUGAAGGGUCACAGGAACUGAAAAAAUCCCUAAAAAUAGAUUCUGCCCCAUUGGAUCAUCCAAGCCAAGGCAACACUACCUCUUACAAGAAGUCACUUAGAUUGUCUUCAGACCAAAUAGCAAAACUGAAGCUCAGAGAUGGCCCUAAUGAUGUUGUAUUUAGUAUUACAACCCAGUAUCAAGGUACGUGCCGUUGCGCUGGAACUAUAUAUCUGUGGAACUGGAAUGACAAGAUCAUCAUAUCUGAUAUUGAUGGCACAAUAACCAAGUCUGAUGCUUUAGGACAGAUUCUUCCACAGCUUGGCAAAGACUGGACCCAUCAGGGCAUCGCAAAGCUCUACCAUUCUAUCAAUGAGAAUGGCUAUAAGUUUCUGUAUUGCUCCGCCCGAGCCAUUGGAAUGGCAGAUAUGACAAGAGGGUAUUUACACUGGGUGAAUGACAAAGGAACAAUCCUACCCAGAGGCCCCCUGAUGUUGUCCCCCAGCAGCUUAUUCUCUGCCUUUCAUAGGGAAGUGAUAGAAAAGAAGCCUGAGAAGUUUAAAAUUGAGUGUUUGAAUGAUAUCAAGAACCUGUUUGCACCAAGUAAACAGCCUUUCUAUGCUGCUUUUGGAAACAGGCCCAAUGAUGUAUAUGCCUACACACAAGUGGGAGUUCCAGACUGUAGGAUAUUUACAGUGAACCCAAAGGGUGAACUGAUCCAAGAACAGACCAAGGGAAACAAAUCCUCGUAUUACAGACUAAGUGAGCUUGUGGACCAUGUGUUCCCAUUGCUUAAUAAAGAACAGAGUUCUGCCUUUGCGUGCCCAGAAUUCAGCUCCUUCUGCUAUUGGCGUGAACCACUGCCUGAGGUGAACAUGGAAGACCUGGCCUGAAGAGCACUGUUCCAUCCCACUGACAUGGGAUUUCUUGUUCAGCCAUUUAUCUUCAGUUUAAAUAUGAAGAAAGACCUCUACUGAAGAGGCUAAAUUUAUACUUUGGUACCAUAAGUCUUACUAAAGAAGACAGUUUAGCUCUGUGGGAUUGGCACAAACAAACAGGAAAGUUAUUGUAUUUCUGAGUUUGCUUGUCUUAGCUUGACUCUUAAAAGGCAUCUGGGAUCAGCCUGUGUGAUAGUAGCAACUUUGAGACAGUAGAUGGCAACACAGAGGUGGAAUUUUAGCUGCAAAUUUGCAGUACCAUAGAGAAAAAUCUUACCUUUAAACAUAGACCUUUUGUAUUAGUCUCAAAAUUAUAUUUUUUAAAAAGAAGCCAAAAAGUUUAUGGAAGCUGCCAAAUAGAUUGUAUCGGCCACAUGAGAGCAGUCAUGGACCAGUGUUCAAAUUCAUUGUAGGCCAUUUUAUGGAAGACAACUGUGGCUCUUUCUCAAACAAAAAAUAGAAAAUAUCGUAGACAUUAAUAGCCCUGGGGACUCUGAAGAUCUAAUGUUGCUCCUCAAAUGUACACGUGUACUUUGCCACAACAAACCAAGACAGUGUCUAGUCGAGAUAAAUGUAGCACCUGCUCAUGUUAACUUGGGUCUCAUACAGUUUUUAACAUACAACAAUCAGAACCUUUUAUGGGCUUGUUGCUUAAACUUUUUAAAAUCAACAUUGUCUCAAGGUAUUUGUAUGGUUUUUUGUUACUCACAGGCUAUAACCUUCCAGGUCAAGUUUCUGUGCAGGGAAGGCUGAGAAAAGAGCUUUGUAGGGCAGGGCAGGGAGGAAAGCCAGCAUUGAGAUGCAGGUAAAUGCACACAUUUUAUAGGCCAGUAAAAAGUAUGUGCAGAAUACAUUCAGGGAAUUGUAUUACAAGACAAUGAUGUAUUUAAUUUUUUAAUCAGUCCUUCUCCAGGGCCUUCCAGAAUUUUGUAUUGUGAGGUUUCAGCAGGUGCGAGUCUACAGGUGAGGCUUAUGGUCUAAAUGCUGUAGUGCAGCCAGCACAGCACGCUGGGGUAAAUGACAAGCAUUGCCAUGUGGCUGUUCCUCAGUUUCAGACCCAAUCCUGUAAACUGUUUCAGGUACGAAUUGUGCCACAGGUGUACUAAUCGGCUCCAAAGCAGCUGACUGGCAGUGUUUUCCUGCUGGGUAUCCCAAAGUCAUUAACUGCAAUGGAUUUUUAUGGUUUAGACUUAUGAAUUCACCCUUCAGAGAGAGGUAGGAUGCAUCUGAAACUGUGUCUGCUGGUUAGGGAGAGUGGAGACUAAGGUUGUUUAAGCCACUCUUUAAACUUGGGCCUACUUGCAGGCUAGAGAGGCCCCAAUUAUUACUUGGAUAACUUGGGCAGGCCCUCAGGAUUAUGAUGGCUUCCCAAGACUGCCUUACGUUUUGCAGUAGUGUUCAGAAUCUCCAUGGUGCAGUAGGGAAAAUGCUACCUUUUGUCCUUUCUAUUGCUGGUACACUUUGUAAAAAUUCCUUAUGGCAUCUACUGCCGUGCCUGCACCAGGGGAUUCCUCCCAUAUUGGAAAUCAAAUGUUUACGGCCUCUUUCACAUUACUUUGAUCCCGCUGUCUAAUAUAAAGGGGGCAAAUUCUUACCUUCAGGCUGUCAGUGAGAGAGCACAUUUGGUAGAUAUUUAUUCCUUUUUUUCGGGCUGUGUGCUCUUAACCUGAAGUAGCAUAAAUGGAAUCAAACCUAAAUCAACUGGAAUAAAGCUUUGGUGUAUAAUUUGCAUUAGUAUAUAAUGGAGAAGUACAGGGAUGACUUGGAUCCUCCCUUGUGCUGGAAAGAGGGAGGCCUUGUUAGCCCAUACCUACUAGUGCAUUGUGUGCCACAUAAACAGCUGAAUUAAAUUGCAGCAGCCUCAUCAAAGCAUAUUGUUUUCAUGGCAUGCUAAUAAUAUUCAGCGCAGUUUCUGGCUGUGCUACAAAUCUACUUGAUUUGAACUGAAUUGGACUGAGGUUUUCCUCGAAUGUUAAAAGAUGUUGUUUUACAAGUUCUUCCUUCUAGUAGCCACAAAUUGCACAGGGUUUAUUCGUCAAAAACCACAAUCUUUUGCCUUCAGUGGAUUUAAUAUCAAGCCCUAAAAAUGCUGUUGGAAAAAUGUAAUGUUAUUUAUGAAUUGUUUUACUGGAUUCAAAUGAGAACAGAAUUUGUCUGUGCACGUACAUUGCUGCAUUUGGCAAACUUAUAAACACCAGUCUUUAAAAGCCUUGCUUUAUUUCCUCUCAUUUCUUAAAUGGGAAAACAUUGGUCAAGGGGUAAAAUGUUCAUGGCACAUGAAAACAGCUUUGAAAAUUGGUGAGAUUGGGGCUUUGAGGUCACUUAAGCACUUGUGAAGUUUUUCUCCAAAAUAAUGAAAGAAACUUCUUUAUUUUUUCCAUAAAAUGAUCAGGGCUCUCCAGUGUUGAUUUGAAUUUCCUUUCCUCUUUCUCAGUGGCCCUGGCUUUAUGCAGGUUUUAAAUACUUCAUGACAAACUUAAAAUAUUCAGGAUAAUUCCAUAUUGGGCAGAAAAAAAAAGAAAUAUUGCAAGGUGCUGACUGUACCUUACAUGGCUACCUUUCUUUUGAACCAAAGUGCUUGUUUUCUAUGUCUUGACAUUUCAAGUGAUGAAUUUUAUACUUUGAGUGGGAAAUGGGCAACUCAAAAAUAAAAAAUAAAGAACCCACCUUUUCUGUAGAAGGAAUUUAAGAAUGAAAUGGAGACAUCCAUCUCCUCUUCCAUAGCUGUCCCUUCAGCUACUGCAAGCAUUUGGGCUGUGCUAGGAUUUUGGAGAAGGAAGAGUGAGGGCAGAGAGCUCUGCGUGUGCUACUAACCUUUUUUUUUUCAUUUAGGGAUUUUCCAAAAAGCACCUUUAUAACCUCUUUCUGUGGGGUAUCCUCCUGCUUUUUGUUUCUGAUGCAAUGUAAGCAUUCCAGAGUCUUCCUAAUCGGGUUUUUUAUUUUCAUUUUUAUUUUACUGACUUGUGUUUGGAGCCCUGAUAGAGUGUUAAUGUUUGUUUAAAAUCCAGUUUGAGGGACUGAGCUUUGGUGGGUACGGUAUGGUACAUGGACUCGAGACGAGACAUGUCGUACGUCUGUCAAAUGGUGGGUUUGUGCUGUAAAGUUUAAUAUGAAGUGAUUGCAUUAAAAUUCUAUGCGUCUCUUUCCUUUAUUUCACUUUAAUGGAAAUAAGUGGCUUGAAAUUAAUGUCUGAAAACAAAGCUUGUGCUAAGCCUAUUUCAGAUCAGCACAAAAGUUAACUAAUUCUUUCUAUGAAAGAGGAGCUUUUAUGUGUGUGUAAGCAUGUGUGCGCACGCGCACACACAGCCCUUUUUAAGACUGUGUUGUUGAAGACGCAGAUCCCCUUAGCAUUGGAACUGUGUUAAAUGUCACAACCUUCCGCAGUAUUUAUCUGGGGAUAGACCGGGAACAUUGCAGUUCAGAUAUGGGCAGUGCAUUGGACACCUGCCCAUUUCUGUAGUGAUUAAACAUGAUUAACUCAAUCAUUUGUGUAUAUAGUGACUGUUUCUAGAUUUUUUUACUUUACCGUGAUUAAGCUUGUACUUCAACAUAUAAGCAUUUCAUCUGUAAGAGUGUAGAAGUGCAGGCGUGUCCUUGGAUCAUGUAUUCUUAAAUGCUUGUCAUCAGCGUAUUGUUUCUAGAAUGAUAUACUCUUCAGCUGGAAAAGUCUUAAUGCUUCAAGCAACUUAAUUGCACAAGGUCUGAGGAAAAACUCUGGUUUAUUAUAAAGUAUUCAAACGUGAAAUCUCUUUUUAUUCAAGUUGUCUAGAAGGACUCCUCUACAUCUAAGGAGCUGCUUAAGAAUAAGAAACUAAGUUUAACAUCAUUAUGAAAUACCAGGAAUCUGUAGUGAAUAUGAGAGAGCUUUUGAAGUAUCACUUUUGCCUGAAGAAGUUUUUCUGUGUGAAAUCCUGCUGAAUCAUUUUUUUAAAAGUGUUAACUAUUUCCAGAUGGAAGGUGCAUUUUGAUUUUAUUUUGAGGGUAGAGAGAGCUCAUCAGUACUUUCUAUUUCAUUAUUCAGUGAAGAACAUGUGAAAUAUUUGAUUGUAAAACACCGCAAUCACUAAUAAGGUAGCGUGGUAAAAAUCGUCAAAUCUGUGAACAAGCCAGUACAGUGGUUUUUGUCAGGACUGGACUAUCUCGGGUAAAUAACCCACACUUUUUGGUGCAAUGUUUAUUGAUGUUCAAAACAAUGUAACCACAAUAAACAAAUUUAAACUAAA
Molecule: messenger RNA, 6986 nt
Organism: Gavialis gangeticus (Gharial)
Lineage: Eukaryota; Metazoa; Chordata; Crocodylia; Gavialidae
Gene: LPIN2
Product: lipin 2
Exons: 20
Coding region: 55-2718 (887 amino acids)
Biological process (GO): fatty acid catabolic process; cellular response to insulin stimulus; triglyceride biosynthetic process
Cellular component (GO): nucleus; cytosol; endoplasmic reticulum membrane
Molecular function (GO): phosphatidate phosphatase activity; transcription coactivator activity
Source: RefSeq, a predicted model, not a curated record